AAUGAAAAUACAUUUGCAUUCUAAUCUCAGAAUAAAAAAAGACAUAAUGUUACAAAAUAUACACUUGAAAUGAAAUGCCAAAAAGGUCGACCGCUAAUAAUUCUGUAAAGGGAUUUCCUAUCUUCAAGAAUGCAAACGUCACAUUAAAUAUUUAGUGUCUUUCCGUUAACAUUCAACCGCUAUUUGUGCUCUGUCUGCCAUGCAAAGUAGGCGCAUGCGCUCCACCCCAAAAAUGUUGGGUCUCAGCGAUACAGCAGUCAACAUGUGCCAUAAAUAUUAACCGCUUUUCCCUUCUGGCCGUGCGUGUGGGUGCAGUGUGCUCUCCGCCAGUACCACUCUGCUCUGCGUGCGUUCUCCCGCUUCCGUUCGGCACCUCCAGCGCUCAGUACGGCAGCAGGCUUCGACGGAAGUGGAACAAACCAAGCGGAAACAGACUCACGCGACAACAAAACCGAACCGAACUCGAAUAUGGAAAACUUUUACCCAGAACCGAUAUAGCACUGAUAAACGCAACUCGGAGUGAACUUUAUGAAUGGCCAUGACUAAUUGCAGUCAUCCAGCAGCAGCCACAGUCGAUGUAUGAACUUCAGUGGUGAAGGUUGUCCGGUUUUGCAGCGAAAGAUACCCGUGUUUCGGUAUCUGUAUCUGUCGGUGUCUCAUUUGAGCGGCUCGAAUGAUCCGCCUGUAAUUAUGACUGCGUGAAGAAAUCAAUAAGUGGAGGAUGGCCAGCAAGCCCAUGAGCACCAGCUGCCAGAGCAUUGCAACGGCGGCCAGCAGUGCGGCCACCACAGCGGCAGCGGUGUCCAUCUCGGCCUCCAAUGCCACCUCUGUGGGCUCCCUCAUCGCCGCCGCCUGCCAGCAGGAGCAGCCACAUCCCCACCAGCACUAUUCCCAGUCCCAGCAGCAACACCUCUAUCAUCAGAGCCAUCAGCAAGCGUCGCACUAUGUCAAUGGCACCGGCAGCUUGGGCAGGCUCAAGUUCCACAAGAGUCUCGAUGCCAGUGACGAGGAAAUCGAGUAUGCGCAGCUAUCCCGUUCUACCCAUAUCCUGGGGCGCCACAAAUCGGAACGAUAUCUGGCCUCCAAUCCGGAUGAGGACCGAAGACGUCGCACCAUAAUCGUUGAGAAAAAGAACAACUCGUAUGGGUUCACGCUGCAGAGCUACGGGAUCCACUACAAACGGGAUGAGGAGCUGGAAAUGAUCACAUACGUGGACUACGUGGAGUACGGAGGACCGGCCUAUCGAGCUGGCAUGCGUGAGGGCGACGUAAUCCUCUCCAUUAACGGAAAAGAUAUGGAGAAGGCGGACCACAAGACCAUCGUCGAGUUCAUCAAGCAAUGCGACACCAGGAUGCGGAUGGUAGUGCUUUUCGAGGACUGUGUGAGGAAGGUGGAUCUCCACAUGCGCUACAUCCAACUGCAGAGCAUGUUGCAGCAAAAGAUGAACGAGCUGGAGAGGGUACACCUCAGGGAGCGUGAGUUAUUAGAGGGCAAGUGGAAGACACACAGCUUGCCAGCGCGAAAGAAGGCCAAUGCAAAUACUUCGCCCAGUGAUGGGGAAGGAGUAUCACCCACAGAGGUGGCUGGUGAAGCUGGCUUCUACCGACCCGCUUUGUCGACCGAGGAUGUGCCCAACAUUGCGGCCCGCCAGCAUGGGGUGGGUGGUCCAGGAAUCAUACCUCCUCCCGCUCAAUUUAUGCUCACCUACCACUACCUGGAUCCCACAUACCGCUACGUCCUGCGACCUACGCACGGUAGCUCAGAAGAAUUCGUAGACGGAUUGGGUCUUCAGCGGAGCAGUAGUGAUCACCAGCCACCGGCACAGCGCUAUGUCCUCCAGCGAACCGAGUCUGUGGAUGCAAAUUCGAUGACUCAACCCACAACAACGGCUCCUACCCAAUAUCACAGCACCGCAGGUGGAUCGGUGAAGCCACCCGCACCACCUCCUCGCACCUGUGAAAAGCACAAGCCACCUGCUAAGCCACCAAAGCCAGAGAAAGAGAAAUCCUCGGGUAAGCAUUGCCACGUUGGACACUCGUGCAAUCCGUGCUUGGGUCACUUUCGCUGGAAGUCGGAGGAGAAAUCAGCAGUUCCGGCGCCGGAUAACGUGAGCUUGGAUGCCUAUGACCUGGCCAGUCCGUGCUGCGAUACACAUUGUGUGCCAACAAGAAGACGUCAUCGGCAGCAUAAGGAGCACACGCAUAAGCACAAACAUCGGGACAGGGAGCGGGUGGAGAGCAAGGAGCAGAGGGUUAGACCCAAGUCCACAUCUCAUGCCUCACCCAAUGCCAACGGGGGUGCAGGAUCUGGACAUCACCACCAUCAUCAUCAUCACCAUCAUAGCCAUGAGCAGCAGCAGCAACAACAACAGCAGCAACAACAGCAGCAGCAACAACAACAGCAGCAACAGCCCAUGCAGACUGUUCCGCACCACCAUCACUAUCCCCACCAAAUGCACAAUCCCUGCCAGGUGCAAUCCCAAAGUGGGAGCACCCGAUCCCGCUACUUUGACUUGGCAUCCGGCUUAGCCAGCCACUGUAGCUUACAUUCCUGCACCUCGAGUGAGUUUGCUACAGGAGACACUGCCUCAUAUACCACAUCCAUAAGUACGGAUACUUUGUUUUGGGAUCCCAAAAGCGAUACGGCUCAGUCCCGACAGCACUCCACAAAAUCCAGGCAGUCCUACGAGCAGCAUCCACAACAGCAACAGCAGCAGCAAACUCACCAGGGACACCACCAUCAUCAUCAUCACCAGGGGGAUUACCAUCAACGAUAUCAUGUGACCACUACUCAAAUGCAACCGCAGCAGAUCUAUCCCAACACUAUAGCCUAUGUCCAGAAACCAAAAUCCUGGGACAAUCUCGCCAACAAGGCGGGCUUUAAUGUGGGUUACGGUUACCUUGACACUGUGGCAGUUAAGCCAGCCAUAAAAAUGCAGAUUGCCCAGCAGCGUCACUCGAUGCCGCGAAGGAACCCGUACGGCAGGUACUCUACUUACGGCGAUGUGGAGAACUAUGCCCCACCGCCCACCGAGUUUGUGGGCGAGCUGACCACCACCACAACCACCACAAUCACGGCCAAGUCCACGGAGGAGCUGUUGGCCGCCUGCGAUUGCUUGACGCCUCAGCAACAGGCUGCCAUUAAGGCGGCCCAGUACCAACUCAGUCAAAAUCAGAAGCUGUCCCACCAGAACUCCUGCCAGUUGGGAUACUACUCGCAUCUGCCGCGUCCCACCACUGAUGUGGGCACCUCCACCACCAGUCAGCAGGUGCACGGCGCAGGAGAUGUCCAGACCACUUCGGAGGCCACCAGAUUGUAGGUCACAAUUGUCUAGACGUACCGAGAUCCGUCUCAAGAAUAACAUGAGUGCACCAUGGGUAGUGAUGAUCAAAUAUAUUUGGAGUUCGAUAGGCAUGUUCAGUUAAUAGAGGUUUUAAACUAAAUGUUAUUUUAAAUGAGAAAGAAUUGAAUGAGUAUGAAACAAAAUAUGGAAUAGAAUAAAAGUCGAAUCGACAUCGAUCAAUUUGAUUAGUCUGUUAAUUCAAUUUUAAUUUAAUAAUAAAAAUAGGUAAUUUUCUAUUUAAACUGAUAUCUGUAUAUUCCAUAUUGUGUAAUUUUUGACCAAAAUACAUGAGUAUUUAAGGCAUAGAUAAUUAAAUAUUUUGUAGUUUGACUAAAAAAUGUAGAAAAUUAUUUGUUUGGUAUCCAAAUGUACUCAAUGGUGAAAAAAUCUUAUUCAAAUGAGAUAAGAAUUUAAUACUCAUUUCAAACUUACCUCAUUUAAAUUAACUCAGACGCCUAACCUGUGCAUGAUUCACUUAGUUGAACCACUCAUGAGUGCACUCAUAUUCUGAUCCAAUCGCGUCUUCGAAAACCGAACAUCGAACUCAUUUGAAAUGGUAACUAGAGCCAAAUUUUAAACAUAUAACUCAGACAAAAAUCAACAUGUAGCUUAACUAUUCAAUAAUAUGUUAAGUGAGUUUUAUAAAUGUAAGAUAAAUAUUUAGCCUCCAAAAACCGCAGGACAAUACACAGAGAUAAGCCCACAAGAAGAUACUUCUAAGAGUAGAUGAUCCGGAAAUUAGAACACCUUAAGACCUAUAAAAACUAAACUUAUAGCUAUCUUACGUCUAUGAAACUCACUUUACAUAUAGGCGAUAUAACUAGGACGCUUUGACGUUUAGAUUUUUGGAUUUAUUGAAAGACUGAAAAGCCACGCGCAUAUUCCAAAUGAGAGAAAAAUCUGGCGUCUUGUAAUGAUAGAUAGAGGAUUGUAUAUGUAUUUGCCAUAUAAUAUGGUUAACCUAUCAUGCGACUAGAUACUGUUUUACAUGUAGCGUAUACACACUUAAGCAUAUAUAUUUAUUGUAUACUGUAUCCGAACAAUGUAAUUUAUUUCAUUGUGAUAGUGAAAAAGCACUUAAAACCGCAACAAUUUUAGUCGCAUUUUUAUCAAGCAACCAACCAAAUAUAAUUUAAAACGCUUUUAUGUAAUGCGAAAUGUAAAUGUUAUUGAACUUAUGUAUUGCAAUAAAACUCAAGAAAUGUGUUCAUGUAGUGUGAAACCUAGAUAAAAAUAGAAAC
Molecule: messenger RNA, 4584 nt
Organism: Drosophila simulans
Lineage: Eukaryota; Metazoa; Arthropoda; Insecta; Diptera; Drosophilidae
Gene: ssp6
Exons: 3
Coding region: 722-3319 (865 amino acids)
Molecular function (GO): protein binding
Source: RefSeq, a predicted model, not a curated record